CCAAUAAACAAAACGCACACAAUUGAUUUCAUACUUCUAUUGUACAAAAAGGAAGAAGUGUCAUAGCCACACCUCUAGGAUCAAUUCUCUUUUUUUUCCAUUAGUAAGAACGUAACUUUGGGGCUUCUCGGAAUGUGGUUGAUGGGAAGACGCAAACUGCGAGGGAAAAAGAAUCAGAACCCGAAAAGGGAAAAACCCAGACUCGUUGUUGCAAACGAAAGUUGUUUGAAUAACCAAGUCAAUCAAAUAUAUUUCGAAGAAAAUGAAUUUUCUGUGUGAUUUGAACUUCGUGAUUUCCCUUCCUUUCCUUGAAUUUGUUUAAAAACGAUGACGUUUUGCGUGAAGGUUAAUGUAAAUUUACUGAGAGGAGCGUUUUUUAAUUUAAAGUAAAACAGUUUGAACAUUAGAUAUGGCUGGAUUAUUAACAAGCAACAGAAUUUCUGUACAAACUAAUCAUGGGGAUUGCAGCAUCGAACUUUGUUUGGGAAGUAUUACACAGCUACAGGAUCCUGUUGAUGUACUGGUGUUGUCAGCUUUUCCUGGUGACUACUCUGCAACACCCACCUCCGUAAUCGGGGCAUUAAGAAGAGACCUGCAAAUAAAUGUACGUGAAUUAGCAAAAAAUAAAGAAGAGGAUCUUCGAAAAUUAUUCUCCUGUUGGUGGUCAAAAUUAUUACCUGACAGAUUACCAUUUAAACGUAUAUUAUGCUUUGAAGGUGGAUUUAAGAAAAAUGCACGUCCUCCAUCAACUGUUGGAGAGGUGUUUCGAUCACUCAUUUCGCUUUGUCGAAAUGAAGACUUAAAGGUUAUCAUGCCUCUUCUAGCUGCUGGUGACCAGGGUUACAGUAAACAACUAAUGCUGAGACUGAUCGUUGAAGCCACAAUUCACUGGAUGCAAGUUGGUUUACCUUUAAAAGUGUUAAAGAUUGUUGUUUACACUCGAUAUCCUGACACUCCCGAUGACAAUGUGUUGCAACUCACAAGAUACUUUGAAGAGUUGAAGGAAAAAUGGAAGAACAUAUGGACAUUGAAUGAUGUGACUUUAAUAGACAGCAAUUUUGAGUAUGAUAUUUAUUUAUCAUACAGCCCAUGUGAUAGCAAAGUUGCUGAUAUGGUAUAUCAAGCAUUGAGUAAAGACCAUAAAAAGCUACGAAUCUUCUCAAAAAGGCAAGAAAUUAAUUUAGAACAGUCUUGGCAAGAAGAGAUCUACCAGCUCAUGUUGGUGUGUGCAAAAGUUGUGGCUAUAUUGAGUCCUAAAUACUUAGAGGAUACAUCCUGCAUUGAACAGUAUAAUAUCGCUUUGUGUUGCUCCCGUCAAACAAACCGCGAUUAUUUAGCUCCAUUGUAUGUUGAGGAAAUAGCUCAGAUGCCAACUUAUAUGGGUUUGAUUCAAUAUGUUGAUUGUAGGCCAAUCAGUGUUGAAAUGAUACGAGCCGCUUGUGCAAACGUUUCAGCCUGCAUUCGAACUGAAAAAAAAGAAUCGAAGAAGGAAAAGAAUCUGUUGAAGAAAAAAAUGAUUUCACUCGAUGACUCCUAUGACGUGUUUAUAUCCUAUUCUCAUAGAGAUACAACGAUAGCAAAUAAAACUUACAACUAUAUCAGGAAGAUUAAACCUGAUUGGAAUAUUUUUAUUGACCAGUCUGGCCUGCGCACUGGGUCUGCUUGGCAAUCUAAAUUGUACAAAAGUAUAGAAAAUAGCAAAGCUGUUCUUUCCCUUCUUUCAUCCAACUAUAUGAACUCUAAAGUUUGCCAGGAAGAAUACAAUCUUGCCCGCGCUCUGCACGAAGAUCCAAAUUAUACAACGCGUUUAAUCGAGGUGAAUCUUGAAAGUGUCGAUGUGUGGCCGUUGUGGUGUACGCCUAAUUUCAUUAUAAACUUCUCCGACCAGAAACUUACGCGUUCAAAAGUUCAACAAGUCGUCAGCAUUAUUGAUAUUGAAAAUAGGUACGAUCACACGUUGCAACCUUCUAAUGCAGUUCUUAGUAUUCAACAUAUUUCAAGCAUCUGGAGACAAGAGUUCGCUAAACAAAAAUUUCCUAUAAUCAAAGGCGUUGAUUUUCUGGAUGAGAAAUCUCUCCAAUCUCUUCAAUACAUAAGUAAGACAAAAUUUGAUGUAGUCUUAAGUUACCAUAGAGACGAUUCAGCAGCUGCUAACAAUUUGAUUGUCAACUUAUGUAAACAUAUCCCCAGCAUAAAAAUCUCUUCUCCGUCUCCUGCUAACGAGAAGUCUGUUCGCUUGCAUGUUAUCGACGAAGGUAAGAUGGUUGUGCCUUUACUAUCUGAAAAAUACGUCAAAUCUCCGGAGCUUAUGGAGGAGUUUAACACAGCGUUGUGUAGACACAGAUAUGCUGAUGAAUUGGUAAUGUUUCCUAUUGUGGUGGAUCACCUACCUGUUUCUCCUGUGUAUCCACAAAUAGCACUUUGUUUGUUUUCAGUACUUGAUAAGUAUUGGUUAACACAGUUAGAUGGUGAUCCAAUAGUAUCCUGCUUGUCUUUUUCCGCCAUCGUUAUCGCCAAUCUGCUUGUAAAUUCUGUUAGAGUUAUGUCUUCCUUUAAAACCUUAGUCAGCAUGAGAGAAUUGGAAGAUUGGAGUUUCUUUAAAGCAAGAAACGGCGAGGAAGCGACAUCGGAUCUAACUCCGAUUCUUUUUUCAGCAACAAAUUCCGGCCACGCAAUUGCUGAACCCGAAAUCGUUCAACAUGGAAGCGAGACUUCCAAUAAGGACUUUACAAAGAUGGUUACUGUAGAUAAAAAUGUUUCUAUAAUUAAUGACGAUGUGAAAAAUUCAGAAAAUAAUAAUAAUCAAGAAAAUAGAGUGAAUUCAAGUGAAUAUAAAGUAGCUGUUGAAAGUAUUGAUGCAACGGAGAAUCUUAAAAUCGUUCCGCAAAAUACUGCUGGUAAAAAGCAGGCUAAUAUUCUGGAUGAUGUGGCGAGCAGCACUGCUCAUGAAAUUAAUGAUAAACAAGAACCUAGGACAACAAAUUAUCAAAAUAAAAUAAAGAAAAAAAGUAUAAUAUGUUCCGUCACCUAAAAAUUAAAAAAAAUCUGUGAGGGUCACUUUCCUCUGUUUUUAUUAUUUAUAUUUAUAUUUGUGAUAAUAUAUUUGUUUCUGAUUUUAAUUUUAGUAUAUUCCGUAUAAAAUUAUCAAAAUUAUUUUUUAUUUGAAUUAUAAUCUGAAGCUAGUAGCUCUUUGCUGCAUAGCUGAAGCAUUCUUGAUGUUUAUAAACUAAUUGAAUUUAUUUAAAAAUUACUGACUAAUAAUUGACUGAAAAUUUAAUGAUUUUAAAAAAAAUUUUUAAGAAUUUUAAAAAAAUUCUUAAAAAUAUUUUUGAUUUAAUAUUUAUAUUUAUAUAUGCACUAUAUUUAAGCAUUUAUAUUUGCUUUAAAAAUAACAUUUUUAUAUCCACUUUGCUUUGUUUUGUUUUUCAAGCUGAAGCAAUCAUCCCGCAAGACUCUUGUAAGUAAAUCCUUUUAGUCUCCUAGGAUAAAGUUAGGGAGAAAAGAAGUGGUGUUUGCAUGUACCUCGGAAGAAUAGUUCUUACUAAUAAAAGGUCUAGUGUCAAAAAAGUAAUUUUGGUGAUUUGAAACCGUCGAAAUCACGCGUUUUUCUAAUUGCAGUCACAUUUUGUCCCUGCAGUUGGCUUUCUUUUGCAGGACAGAAGUAGUAAAAAAAAAAGUCAUUGAUGAAAAAGAAGUUUUAUUUGCAUUUAAAAAAAGAAAGAAUAGUCAAUAUAACAAUAUAUACAAUGUUUUUUUACAAUGACAUAUUAUUGAUACAAUAGAAUGACGUCAUUAGUACCAUGAUGGCGGUGCAGUUAACGGCGAGUUAAAGUGCGAGUAACAAAUUCCACGAAGCAUCGUGACGUACUCAUGAAAUACAAUUAAAAUUAAAAGGACUAAUUCUGGUCAUCAAAAAUUAUUCUUGCUAAUUGCUUGC
Messenger RNA from Hydractinia symbiolongicarpus, 3937 nucleotides. RefSeq lists its product as uncharacterized. NCBI's taxonomy places the organism in Eukaryota, Metazoa, Cnidaria, Hydrozoa, Anthoathecata, Hydractiniidae. The coding region runs from base 410 to 3031 and encodes 873 amino acids. The transcript is spliced from 8 exons. The record is from RefSeq and is a predicted model, not a curated record. Gene Ontology annotation, biological process: signal transduction.